This is a messenger RNA of Meyerozyma guilliermondii ATCC 6260, 1503 nucleotides long. RefSeq names its product SF3a splicing factor complex subunit. Gene Ontology annotation, biological process: mRNA splicing, via spliceosome. Gene Ontology annotation, cellular component: nucleus; spliceosomal complex. NCBI's taxonomy places the organism in Eukaryota, Fungi, Ascomycota, Pichiomycetes, Serinales, Debaryomycetaceae. The transcript has a single exon. The coding region runs from base 1 to 1503 and encodes 500 amino acids. The record is from RefSeq and is a predicted model, not a curated record. Gene Ontology annotation, molecular function: zinc ion binding; RNA binding.
AUGUCUGGUUACAUUGAGCUCCAAAGGUCACUUUUGGAAGAGUCCGACAUCAUCGAGGAUGCUAUAGCACAGCGUGCGCGUCGAAACGUAGACGUGGUGCCCGCCGAGGUCCGUCCAGAAGAAGUUAAAGACCUUUUUUCAACGCGAAAACGGCCGUUGAAGGAACUAGUUCAGCAACAGCAUGAGGUUAGUUACUUUCUCGACAAGUGCAAAAAGCAGAAAAAGGCGUUUAUAGAUGCCAGGACCGACCCUGCUGUGGACGAAGAGCUAAAAAGAAUCGAAGAUACUUCCACUGACUUUGUGGAGUUCGAUAAGAUGCUUGAAAAGAUCGUUAAACACUAUAAAAUUCAACAAAAAGAACCAUCAGCACCGCAAGACAUAGCUGAGCUAUACAAGAUGUACUCGAGUGCUCCCCCAACCAGCAUUACAACCACAAAAAAGAAUAGAAUAAAGACAAAACGAAAGUAUAUACUCAGUGCGGUUGCAGCCCAUUUAACAGCAGACUCAUUAUUUUCCCCAGAAGAGUGUUAUGGAAAGUACUUGGACUUGAGAGAUUUGCAUGCCGAGUACCAGCAUUUCACAGAGAUUUCGUACCGAGAUUUUUUGGUUGCACUAAAAGAACUCAAAGCACCAGCAAACGCAGACCCCAAAGCGUAUAUUGUGUUUGUCCAAAAUCUUUCAAAAUACUUGCAGAGCUUCUACAGCCGCAAGUAUCCAUUCAGAGACGUUGACACUUUGUUGUCUGAGAUAAAAACUCAAUUUUCGUCGGAAACACCACCAAAUAAUGACCCUUUGUAUUGCAAACUGUGUGAUAAGCACUUUACCAAAGAACUGGUUUUCACUGCCCAUUUAACAGGAAAGAAACACAAGAAGAAUACCCAGCGUUGCAGCGAGAAUGGUCAGGUUUCGUCAUCGUUGUUCGAAGAGUUCAAGGCUCGUAAGCUUUGCGAAGCAUUGGCAGAAACAUUGACCAACACCAUUACCAAUGUCGAUCGGCAGACUGCGCUUACUGAGCGAGAAAAACAGAUCGAAGGGAUAGGACUAGCCGACGAUGACUCGGAAGAUACUGUUGUUCAAUCCUCCAGUGGUUCAGAUGAUAAUUCCGAUAGUGACCGAGAAGAGUCUGCUUUUGCCAAUAUGCCACUAGGAGCAGAUGGCACCCCGAUUCCACCUUGGCUAUACAAGUUGCAAGGGCUUCACCGGAGCUAUGACUGUGAGGUGUGUGGUAACAUUUCGUACAAGGGCCGUGUUGCCUACAACAAGCACUUUGGUGGUGCGAAGCACGUACAAGGACUAAAACUUCUUGGGGUCGAUGAUGACUCAAUUCCACUUUUCAAGAGCAUCAGUACUAUAGACGAAGCGGUAUCUUUGUGGAGGAAGAUCAAGCGAGCAAAUAGAAUAGAGGAAGGUGAGCGAGAGAAUGCCGUUGAGGUCGAAGAUGAGGCAGGUAAUGUGAUGUCGAAAAAAGACUAUUUGGACUUGAAAAAGCAGGGGUUGCUCUAA